Messenger RNA from Oppiella nova, 271 nucleotides. The record is from the annotation of a GenBank genome assembly. NCBI's taxonomy places the organism in Eukaryota, Metazoa, Arthropoda, Arachnida, Sarcoptiformes, Oppiidae.
GCGUUGCUUUGGGCCCAACAUAUGUUGCGGGGAAUCCAUUGGCUGUCAUAUGAAUAACAAAUUGACGGCAGUUUGCAGUACUGAAGACUAUAGUCCUCAUCUCUGUACCAAUGAAGGUAAACAGUGCUCUAAUGGGAAAGGUAUCUGUGCUCUCGACUCAACCUGUUGUACAUCAGAGGGCUGUUUUGUUGACAAAAGAUGUCAAACAAAUCAAAUGAAAGGAUCCGUUGACGAGAAGAUUUGGUCCAAUUUUUUGGAUUCAACUUUUUAA